This is a messenger RNA of Saprolegnia parasitica CBS 223.65, 1781 nucleotides long. RefSeq lists its product as hypothetical. Gene Ontology annotation, molecular function: telomeric repeat DNA binding. Gene Ontology annotation, cellular component: shelterin complex. Gene Ontology annotation, biological process: telomere maintenance via telomere lengthening; regulation of DNA-templated transcription. NCBI's taxonomy places the organism in Eukaryota, Oomycota, Saprolegniomycetes, Saprolegniales, Saprolegniaceae. The transcript has 6 exons. Bases 25 to 1641 code for a protein of 538 amino acids. The record is from RefSeq and is a predicted model, not a curated record.
GUUGCCAAUUUGACCGAGUCCGCGAUGACGGGGCCGCGAUCGCUCUUCGCGGGGAUGAAGUUCCAUGUGCAGAAGCGGACGCUGGCGCGGGACAAGGCCGAGGAGCUCAUCAAGGAGCAUGGCGGCGAGGUCGUCGACGAGAACGUCGAGGGGCGCAUCCUCCUCAUGGACAACCAGCGGCUCGAGAAGCAUGCAGACGACCACCUGAAUGUCGACUACAUCUACGAGUGCGUCAAGAAGAAGAUGCUCAUCGACCGCGACCCCUUCAUGGCGCCGGCGGAUUGGGCCGGCGACGACGGCAGCGACAACGACAACGACGAGCCCGAAGCACGCCCGAAGCGAACACGCUCGCCGUACACGCUGCCAGAACAGGCAGCCAUGCUCCAGUUCAAGCGGGACAUGCACCUCAAGCUGAACCAAAGCCACGGGUGCCAUCGCAAGUUUUGGACCCUUGCGGCGUCCAAGAAGGUUACAAACCGUACGAUGGAGAGCAUGCUCGACCAUCACAAGAGAAGACUCAUGCUCAUGACAUUGCCGCAACUGCGCGAAAUCCUUACCCAUUUCAAGGGCUACGCCGGAGAUCUGGAAGGGAGCAACGACGACGAUGACAACGAUGGUGGUGACGCGGCGGCGGCUCGGCCGACAAGAACCCCGUUGCCCGUCGAGCCUGUUAAAGCACCGCGAGAGGCGUUCCGCGGGGAAACACCACGAGCGGUGUCGCGCAAGCAACCCCACCGUACGUCCCGCGAGCGACGCGUACCUCUUGACGAAUCUGAGGGCGAAGAUUUCACCGACAAAGAAGUGCCACCGCCCAUGUUUUCGACGCCCAAGAAGUCGACGCGACUCAAGCGCUCGCAGCGCAGCAGCCACUCGAGCGGCUCCGAGUCCGAUACCGACGUCGUCACGCGACCCAAGAAGCAACGCGUCUCGGCGCGGGCGGUGCUUAGCGACGAGAACAAUCAAGACGAAGAUGAAAAUGCAGAGAAUGACGACGAGGGAGACGACGACGGUGUGGUGCCCGACAGCCAGCAGUCGCACGACAGCGCGGCUACGAUCGAUGACGCGACGCAAACCGAAGAGGCACCGGACGCUGCGGAAGCCCCACCCGCGAGCAAACACGCGGCGAAGAAGAAGAAGGCGGCUGCACCGUCACCUGUGCGUCCCAAGGCAUCGAAGAGUCUUGGCGCCGUUGUGCCGCGGCACAAGCACACGAUGCGGCCCAUCGUAGUACCCGGUGUCGUCGCUAGUCCGCCGGACCUCGCACCGUUUCCGAUGUCUGCGCCGACGACGCCCGCCCAGCUCCGCGCGCUCCGCAAGUUUAUGUUUCUGCACUCGGGCAUGCCAGAUGACGCGAUCGAUCAUGCGCUCUACUCGUCGUGCGGCAACCCCGUCUUGGCGCUGCGCUAUCUUCGAGGCAGCUUGCCGCUGGGCUGCUGGACGCCGGACGAUGACAGCUGGAUUUACGAAAACAUUUCAGUGACGUCCCUGACGCUGGACGUAACGGACGAGGCGCUCACGGCACUCAUCGAGACGGCGCUGCGCUCGGCCAAGCCAACGCGCCCGCACCCGCUCGAGAUGGUCAUCGAGCGUCUUCGCUUUCUGGUGCGAGAGCUCAGUAUGGCGCCGGCCCCGGCAUCGUGAGUCGCCUUGGUGCGUGCAUGCAGCGCCAUCGCCAGAGCAUUCGCCCACGUCCAAAUGCGCGGCGGGCAUCUUUUUGCGACGAGGCGCAGAGGCCGCAAAAGUUGUAUUUUACUAGUUGAAUCGUUUAGCACCCUUUAGCA